CUCGUCGCCUUGCUCAACUCACUCGGAAGACGUUCUGCGCGCGAAUCGCCGCGGACUCAGCACCCGUCAACCUACGGACGCAGCGACGAAAAGCUCGUUGCCCGGCUGCGGAAGCGCCUUGUUCGGCGCGGAAAGCGCCGGUGUGUGUACUAAACACGUUCAGCUGCAUACUGAAAUUU
Messenger RNA from Closterium sp. Yama58-4, 179 nucleotides. The record is from the annotation of a GenBank genome assembly. Lineage: Eukaryota; Viridiplantae; Streptophyta; Zygnematophyceae; Desmidiales; Closteriaceae.